AUGCGGUCCCUAUCACCAGGAGACCCUGUUUUCUUCUACGCCGCCAUAGACGAACUCGACCGUGUCAUAGAUCCACCAAAUAACACCGCUAUCAAAGAAUUCCUAAGAAGCAACCGCACACCCACAGAAGAGCAGACACGCAAAAAAACUCUUUUCAUGGAGGGUGUCAUGGUCGAUGCGACAGAUAGAAAUCUCGUCUGCAUCUUCUUCGACGUGAAAGAUACAAAUGACGUCUCUGAACUCGUCCGUUCUUCCCUUUCCCAACUGGAAAAAAGGUACCAGGACGUGGCGGAGGAUCAUAUUGCCCCCCCGCUAGGCCCCAAUGACCAUAAUUACUUUAACCACUCCGCAGUCUGGAACUGCGGACUCUACCCUGGACAUCCAAAGACCAGGGUGAGGGAAGGGUAUGUGAGGAUUUGUUACAUGUUCGAGACCCGGGCCAGACAUAGUGGCGAGGUACUUAUGUGGCUGUAUUCCAUGCUCCGGGUGUUGUCUAGACAUCCUGAUUUGCGUCGGGGUGGUCUGCCCAUCGAACAUAGAGGUUUGGUACCUUACUAUGUCAAGACGUGA
Messenger RNA from Aspergillus caelatus, 570 nucleotides. RefSeq lists its product as uncharacterized. The transcript has 2 exons. The coding region runs from base 1 to 570 and encodes 189 amino acids. NCBI's taxonomy places the organism in Eukaryota, Fungi, Ascomycota, Eurotiomycetes, Eurotiales, Aspergillaceae. The record is from RefSeq and is a predicted model, not a curated record.